Molecule: messenger RNA, 3372 nt
Organism: Pangasianodon hypophthalmus (striped catfish)
Lineage: Eukaryota; Metazoa; Chordata; Actinopteri; Siluriformes; Pangasiidae
Gene: chaf1a
Product: chromatin assembly factor 1, subunit A (p150)
Exons: 16
Coding region: 342-2954 (870 amino acids)
Biological process (GO): nucleosome assembly
Cellular component (GO): nucleus; CAF-1 complex
Source: RefSeq, a predicted model, not a curated record
UUUCCGCUGACGGCAGCCAAUCAGCGGCGGCGACGGAGGCUCGCGGAUGAGCUCCCGCCAAUUCUGACUUGAGCGCGAGGGAGUUCAGCGGGGAUGAGCAGCGGCCGGCGGGGAGCUAGUCACGGAUAAAAGUCAGUCCAAGAACAAAAAGAAGUUAUUGUUAUUAAAAAAAAUAAUAAUAAAAACCACGCCGUAACGACACUCGACAGUUUUGUUCUCCCUUUACAAGCGCAGAGCCCAUGAAGGUUUCGGAGGUUCUCAGGACGUGAAUAGCUUCACUGCUCUCUUUUCAUUUCCACGGAAAGUUUCCUUCUUUCUCGUGAACUUUACUCGGUAACCGAAUGGUGGUGGAGAUGCUCGCGGACGGAGACCCUUCUGCGGCCGGGCCUUUAGCCUGCACGCCCCGGAGAGGUAUGGAUUGCGUGGACAAAACCAACACUGCCAACAAGAAGCUCGUUCAAGCACGUCUUCCCUUCAAACGACUUAACCCAGUGCCCAAGAAAACCGGGCAGAGCAAAAGAACCAGAACAGCAUGUUCUGCUCCUCCUACCCCUGAACCCAGUGCUUCUGAUGGGGAGAAUGAAGCUGAUGCUACCUCUGCACCCCUGCAACCAAGACCCGCUCUGAUAAAUGGCCGCGGGCCUCUUGAUGGUUUUAUGAGGCGGACCAAGUGUCCUCCAGUUAGUUCUGCUUCUGCUGUUGUUAUUGACCUAACAGAGGACUCAAACUCCACUGAUGUCAAGUCACAGCCUUCUGCUCCUGUGGAUGCAUUGUGCCCUUCUACAGACGAAGCUGCAAAAAAUACCCAAAAUGUCACAGAGACAAAAGAGCCAGAAGCGGCCUCUGCUGUUCCACUUUCGUCAGAAGAAACUAUGGAAACCGAUGAAGCAGAGGACAGUGUUGCUUUCCCCCAGUUGGACAGCACUCUCGAGUCUGAAACCGAGACGGAGCAGAGUCAGAAGCAGCAACAAGAGACUGAAGAGGGUCAGGAGAAUGAAUCUCUGCUGUCUACCAGCUCUGUGUCACUGGUCGAGAGUUCACCAGAGCCCAGCAAGAGCACACCAACCACUCCGGCAUCAGUGUCAAGGAUGAACACUGAGCAGAAACAAUUAAAAAGACGCUCUCUUAAGAAUGCUCAAGAACUGGAAGAGAAGCAGCGACAACGAGAGGAGAAAGAGCGGCAGAAACAGGAGGCCAGAGCUGCCAAAGAGAAGAAAAGAGAGGAAGCACGGAGACAGAAGGAGGAGAUGAAGAAAGAGAAACAAGAGAAGAAAGAGAAGGAGGAAAGGGAACGGCGAGAGAAAAGGGAAAAGCACGACAAAGAGAAGGCAGAGAGACAGCAGGCAAAGGAAGAGCAGCGUAAAGUGAAGAUUGAGGCUAAACUUGAAGAGAAGAGAAAGAAAGAAGAGGAAAAACGGUUGAAGGAAGAGAAAGAGAGAAUCAAAGCAGAAAAGGCUGAGAUCACUCGAUUCCUACAGAAACCCAAGCCUCAGUUAGCACCAAAAACUCUGGCAUCUGUCUGUGGAAAGUUUGCGCCAUUUGAAAUCAAAGAACAUAUGUCUUUGGCCCCACUUACCCGAGUGCAGUGUGAAGAGGCAGUUCUAGAGGAGCUAGAUCGAUACCUGACAGACCCAGAUGGCACUCUCAACUGCCUAAAGGACUGGUUAACCCAUAAACCCCGCAAGUCAGGACCAACCAAACCCAAACACACAGACACACCGAGGGACUGUGUAGUGGUUGAUGAUGGCCCAAAACCUGAAGGUGUUCCUGACCACAAACGUUAUGGACGUAUGAAGCUUCUUCAGUUUCGUGAAAACUACCGUCCUGCCUACUGGGGCACUUGGAGCAAAAAAAGUAGCCACAUAUCACCUCGCUGCCCUUUCAAGCUGGACAAGGAAUUGCUUGAUUAUGAGGUGGACAGUGAUGAGGAAUGGGAAGAGGAGGAGCCAGGAGAGUCCCUGUCACACAGUGAAGGGGAUGAUGAAGAUGAAGGUGAUGAUGAUGAUGAAGACGAUGGCUUCUUUGUGCCCCAUGGUUAUCUUUCAGAUGGGGAAGGAGCACUUGAAGAUGAGGAGGGAGGUGACCCUGAGAAGCAGAAGGUGCGUCAGAAGCUGAAGGCUCGGGAGUGGGAUGAGCUGAUGGCGAAGAGGAAGCUGAAUGUGCUGGAGGCAGUGGUGAGGGGCUGUGUGUGGGAGGGAGAGGAUCCGCCAUCAGACAUGUUGCAGCCCUACGCGGUCUGCAUGAUAGAGCGUCUGAACAGUGAGGAGCCCAACACACCUGAAGAAAACGCCUCGCGCCAACAGAGAAACGACCAAUGGCUCUCUCAGCUGUUGCCCUUGUUGCAUGGCAAUGUGAACAGCAGUAAGGUGAUCAUCACAGAGUUCCAGGAGUUCUGUCGCCAGCAAAUGUCCUCACCAGCUGGCAGCCCACAGAGUUCUGCAGACAACAUUCCCCCCAGGAUUCAAGUCAAGCGUCUCAUAAAGGAAAAUGCGGUAUAUGAAAAGCGAUCGACCUACAGAAGGUGCUGCUGGUACGUUCACCCAGAUGUCCUGGCGCGUUUUGGUCAGGAGGCCUUACCAGUGCCCUGUCAAUGGACCUACCUCACCCCUGGUGCACACACAGCCCGAGACGAAUCCACUCUGGGGUCACAAGGCUCCUCUCCCACUGCGUCACAUUCCACCUCCACCACUCCCUCCAACAAGAGGAAAAGUGGCAGUAACCAGUCUAUCACAAAGUACAUGAAGAGAUGUGGUGAACCUGAACAGGCUGAAGCAAUGGAAACGGAUGGCUUUCAGGCAGACACUGAGGAUGAAGAUGAUGACGACUGUGUUCUUUUGUGUGAGCAAUCCGGAUCUUCUGAACAGAACAGCCAAAUCCCCAGAACAGAAACCAAGAACACAGAGGCAAUGGACACUCUUCUCUCUCUUCCCUGCCCUACACCAGCUACUGCUUGAGGCACCACUUCUGUUCAGUGUCAGUCUUAACUGUGUGCAUGAGGGGCUAAAAACCUAGUCAACAGUUACAGGUAAUGCACAGUAUUAAAGGCCCAUCAAAUGAGCAGUCAUGCUAUCUGUCAAACGAGUUGUCUGAUAGUUCACUGUAACAGUCUACUACCGGCUUCAGCUCUAACAAGGCUCUUUUUAACAAAAGGCAGCUAUCUGUGGAUUAUUAAAUGGUUGUGUAUAAACUGUCUAGGCUCUCAUCGUCCACGGUGGCCCAACACCUCAGCACAUGAUUCUGGACGCACAGCUCAGUGUAAAAGCCCCAUUUUAAAAAUACAUACAGUCUAUAUAUAUAAAUAUAUAUAUAUUUGUUUUUUUCCCCAGAAUACUUGAACUGGUUUAUCUCAUUAAAAAUAAUGUUUUUGAAAAA